AUGACCUCCCCGGACGACCUCAACCCCCCCAGCUACCUCCGCGGCUCCCCGCCCAGCAAUCUCUCCGACCCCUUCACCCCCUCCUCCUCCUCGCCUCCCCCGCGCCGCAAAUCCCGCUUCACCACCACCACCACCACCACCUCCACCUCCGCCCCAUACCUUCCCACCCGCAAACCCCACCGCGACCCGUUCUUCACCGGCACCGAGGUCUCCUCCCCCCCAGCAAGCUUAAUGCUCCCCCCACCAGCCGUGACAACCUAUGCCUACGCCCGCAGCUACUCCGCCUACUCCAACCAGCGCUCACCGCUACACUCACUCCGCCAGCAAGCCAAGCACCUCACCGAGCAGCUCCAGGUCCUCCUCGACGCACAGUCCACCGCCCUCAUGUCCGGCGGCACCUUCGCCCCCGCACCGCCGAAGCCCCCGCAGCGCAGCGGGCGGAAGGGGCAGGGGCAGGGGCAGGGGCCGCCGCCAAUGUCGCUCGGCGAGGCCCGCCACGGCAUAACACGGAGCAUGAAGGAGCUCGCGGACAUCAAGGACGUCGAAUCGGACAUCUACGCCUCGCAAGUCUCCGACCGGCAGAGCCUCAUCAAGACCGUAAACGCCUGGGGCACGAAAACGAAGCUUCUAGAAGCAGAGAUCCACAGCAUCGAGGACGGCGACGAGGGACGGCGCAUGGAGGCCCUCCGAACCGAGAAGGGCGAGCUCGAGGCCGAGAUCCAGCGGAUCCGAGUUCACCUCGCAAAGAUGGAAGACAAGUUGGCCGCAGUGUCCAUCCAGCUGUCUGAGGGCGAGUCGGUCGUCGGCGCAAAGACAUCGUCGUAUAAGGCGGCGCUGGCCUCGCUGAAGAGUAAGACCUCGGGCCUCCUGGCGUCGCACCGGUAUGCGACGCCGGCGACGGCCGUCGAGUCGUGGACACGGGAGUGCGAGGCGCUGACCGAGAAGCGUUCGCAGGCGGGUGCGGAGGGCGGCGCGCUGCGGGACGGCAUCGUCCUCUGGGAGGACACGCUGCAGCUUGUCGGCGGAUUCGAGGAGUCACUGCGCGCACACAUGGCGACCGCUGCCGGUGCUGGGAAGCGGGUCAACACGGCGGACGUCAAGGCGCGGAUCCUGCAGGACAUCGAGGAGACGAUUGGCAAGCUGGAAGAGAUCCUAGCCCUCGCGGAGGACAAGAACUGGAAGCUGCUGUGCUGCUGCGUGGGCGCGGAGCUGCAGGUAUUUCUCGAGGGGAGAGAGGUCAUGAAGAAGAGCAUGGAGGGCGACCGCAGCGCCAUCCCAAGCACAAAGAGCACCCUCUCAAGCACGGAAGCGUCCAAAGACUCCUCCGACGGCGGCGGCAGCCAGCACGACGAGCGCAGCAGCAGCGCGACAAUGACGCAGUCGCGCAGCUCCCUGCGGGGCGGGCUGGGCGGCUUCGGGCUGGGCGGCGGCGUGCGCAAGCUCGGUUCGUUGAGGAAGAGCUUGAGCCCGGCGCCGCCGGCGGUGAGGCUUAGUCUGCUGGAUCGCAGGAGUGAUGAUGGGCAGUCGCCGCAUGAGAAUGAUGGCGAUGAUGAGAGGGAUGAGAGUGUGGAUUUGUUGUUGAAGGUGGAUAGUGUGGGGGAUGGGGUGCAGGAUGGGAGAGAUUAUUCGCCGUUGGAUGAUUGA
Molecule: messenger RNA, 1644 nt
Organism: Morchella sextelata
Lineage: Eukaryota; Fungi; Ascomycota; Pezizomycetes; Pezizales; Morchellaceae
Exons: 1
Coding region: 1-1644 (547 amino acids)
Source: RefSeq, a predicted model, not a curated record